Saccoglossus kowalevskii is the source of this 2722-nucleotide messenger RNA. RefSeq names its product homeobox 7 (gene hox7). NCBI's taxonomy places the organism in Eukaryota, Metazoa, Hemichordata, Enteropneusta, Harrimaniidae. The record is from RefSeq and is marked provisional. Gene Ontology annotation, molecular function: DNA-binding transcription factor activity, RNA polymerase II-specific; RNA polymerase II cis-regulatory region sequence-specific DNA binding. Gene Ontology annotation, biological process: anterior/posterior pattern specification; regulation of transcription by RNA polymerase II. Gene Ontology annotation, cellular component: nucleus.
GUCGCGCUUACUAUACAUCAACGGGCAGUAAACGCCACUGUAGACCACAAAUCAACCCCCGAGUACUAAACUUGUGAUGAGUUCUUACUUCGUAAACUCGUUAUUCGCGAAAUACCAGCCAGGCGAUUCGCUGUAUCCAAGCGGAUUUGAGCUGCCGUCCUGUGCCUAUAACAACGGACCUCCAAACGUUGCAAAGAGAAGACCCAAUGGAUAUCCGGGAGCCGCUUACUCGCCCAACGGUACCAGUCCACAGGGCUACUGCGGGGCAGUUACCAACGCAGCCGGGUACGACACAGCCACGAACUACGGCGCCUUGAAUCAAAAUACGACGUCGAUCGCAUCGUGGGACUCCCGCUUACAGGGCUACACGACUGCCUGGAGCACGCAUUCUAAUGAUCUGGUGGACGGACUGAAGGACCACUGUUCGCAAAUAUCGAGUGCCGACAGUAUCAACAAUGUUAUGUCUGCAAUGCAGAAUCCAACAACUCUCUACCCCUGGGUCAACGCUACAGGUGCACCGGAAGUUCCCAAAAAACGAUGCCGCCAAACGUACACCCGAUACCAAACUUUGGAACUGGAGAAGGAGUUCCAUUACAAUCGAUACCUGACGAGACGGAGGCGAAUCGAACUUUCUCACCUUCUGGGGCUCACUGAAAGACAGAUCAAAAUAUGGUUCCAGAACAGGAGAAUGAAAUAUAAGAAAGAAAGUAAGAAAGAUGACGGUGAAAACAGUAACCAAGACAACAACGAGGAAGAUGAGAAGGACAGUGAAGAUAAAUUGAGUGAGACAACAGUUGUUGCCGUGGCAAUGAAGGAAGAUUCGUUAGAAGAAGACAUUGUUCUCAAUUUGAAGGUAGAACAAGACUGAUUUGAAUACAACAGAAAAAAUUAUUUUGUAACCCCCAAAAUCUCAGAUGAUAAACAAAUUUGGGUUACGUUGGAAAAACUACGUGUCAGACGGAACGUCGUCUGUUGCAUCAAAUCACAGUCAACCCACAUUUUGCUACGUCGGACCACACUGGUCGUUACUGAUAUGAUCAGUUGGUUUAUUCCCAGUGUGAAAUACCACGUAUCCUGCUUGUUUUCGUCAUUCACAUCAUUCGAACCAAGUAACCCACCAUAUCAAACAAACCCGUAUCUGAAGUGUGAUUCCUCGAAUUUUGAAAGAUGCGAGCGAUAAAAAUAGUGCCAGGUCGGCCGGCUGUAGCUGUGGAAGUAUUCUGCGAUUAUGGCGGGCUGUGCUACAUACAAUUUACGGGAGACCAUUAAAUUUAACUGUCUUCAUGAUCGAAACACGUAAAAGUGACUUGAGUCAAUGAACACGACCAGUGUAUCACCAGGCACCUCGUCUUCUCGGUUCAUUCACCUACCGAGUCCACUCACGUUAUUCGUUUCAGCCCAGAACGAGCCAUUUUUAUAAACAUACAAUUCUGCGCACGCUCGGUAAAAAUCUGAAUCGUUCAUCGUCGUUUGUUCACGAGCUGAGCUUUCGCGAUAAUUGAUAACCGAAUUACAACGGCGAAGUGUCGCUGGUAUUACCCGGCAAUCGCAAAGGAUUGUGGUAUUGUAAAAUGGCGUGUUGUACUACUUUGUUAUGGGCUAAACAUUUUUGUCACUGUGGAUGGCUUGAGCGAGGUUAGCUGUAGACCCGACCGACAUAUGCGGAGACAAGCAAUGGAUAUGAAAUGAUACACGGGAAAGGCAAGCUGUUCCAACGGAACUAUAUUCUGGUACGCGAAUGAAUACAUACCACUGACAGAAUAAAUGGUCCGUUCCCGAGAAGAAUUUAACCAACCUUAUUACUUUUUAAAAUUAAUGGCCUUUGGAGAAAAAUGUUAUCCAAUGAACACACGACUACGACAUUCAAUAGACCAUUUGUGGGUUUCUAGCGCGCGUAAUAUUUUGGCAAUUUGUAAGCUUGUCCGAUGUCUUUAAUCCUGUUCGUACACAUUUUCACCAAACAAUUCCCCCAAUUUAAAUCGUCCAGUCGUUGUUCCGCGUCUUGUUUGAUAUAUAACCCAUGUUAAGUAUUUAAGCAUUUAAAAUACAUUGUUUACACGCGAUUCGAACGCGCGCUUUGCAAUUGUGGCGUUUCAAAAGAUCUAUUUUUGAACGAGUCGCAACUAGCUACGAAACACGAUAAACAAGAUGGCGGAAUUGAUGACGUACUCGAGUAAAAUCACGUGACACUGAACCCCACAAAUGGUCCACGGACGGUAAAAUCAACCUUUAUCACGUGAAACUGCUUAUUGUGAUAUUGUUUUCAUCCAAUGUGAAAUUUUGUUCAUGUGGCUCACAAUUAAAAAUAGGCGUCAACAUAUCCAAAUUUAUGGCGGGAAAAGAAUGGCGUUCAAAAGGUUAAAUUCCGAACCGUGCCUUCAGAGGUAUCAGAAGUUUGACUAUUUUAAUAAUUAUAGCCAGAUUACGUCAUAAUAUAUAUCAAUUAUAUAUAUAUAUAUAUAUAUAAAUAUACAUUUUCCGUCUAGUAUUUUUAAAUAUUUAAAAACAUUGUUGAUAUUUAGCAUUUUCUAGAAACUAGAAGUUUUUCUCCAGAAUUAUUUAAAUUUUCUUUGUUUAUCAAAUAUAACUUUUUUCCGUCACGGUGCCAGCGUUGGUGCUAAUAUUACAUGAAUUUUGUUGCAAUUUUCUUAGUAAUUAUGCUCUAUUUUCGGUGUCUCAGGAUCUGUGUGUUUAUUUCGGAGGAAUAAAAUGUUUGUUUAAA